AUGGCCGAGAAAAAGGCGGACGCCCCGGCAGCUGGCAUGCUUUGGGGGGGCAGGUUCACAGGUGCGAUUGAUCCUCUCAUGCACAAGUACAAUGCCUCCAUCCACUACGAUAAGGCUCUUUACAAAGAAGAUAUCCUUGGAUCGAUUGCUUUUGCCAGGGCCAACUCAAAGGCUGGCAUCAUCAGCGAAGACGAAUUUCAGGCGAUUGAGCGUGGUUUGCUCCAAGUGAUGGAAGAAUGGAAGCAGGGAACUUUCGCUAUCAUGCCGAAUGAUGAAGAUAUUCAUACGGCAAACGAACGUCGCUUAGGAGAGGUCAUCGGCAAGGACAUCGCGGGUAAGCUGCACACAGGUCGCAGCCGCAACGAGCAAGUUGUCUGUGAUAUGCGCAUGUGGCUACGCGAUCGGAUCCGCGAAAUCGACAGCCAACUCGUUGCAUUCCUCAAGGUCAUUGUCACACGUGCCGAGUCUGAUGAAAUCGACUACAUCAUGCCUGGAUACACCCAUCUCCAGCGUGCUCAGCCAGUUCGGUGGUCUCAAUGGCUGAUGUCACAUGCUGCUGCGUUCUCGCAGGAUCUCGAGCGGUUGCGCCAAGUUUUCGAAAGGGUCAAUCUAAGUCCACUUGGUUGUGGCGCUUUGGCCGGCAAUCCAUUUCGAAUCGAUCGAAAUAUAAUAGCUGAGGAGCUUGGGUUUAGCGGAAUAACCUUGAACUCCAUGAAUACUUCGGCCGACCGCGAUUUCAUAAUCGACUUCCUGGUCUGGAACUCGAUUUUCACCAACCACGUCAGCAGGUGGGCCGAGGACCUCAUCAUAUAUUCGACAUCUGAGUUCGGUUUCGUGCGGCUGGCCGACGCCUAUUCUACGGGUAGCUCUUUAAUGCCCAAUAAAUUCAACGGGGACUCGUUAGAGCUUCUGCGCGGCAAGUCAGGGCGUGCUUUCGGUCAAAUGGCUGGGUUAAUGAUGGUGAGUCCUCAUAUUAACAUCUCAGCCACUUGCCUUGGCUUUAAGGGUGACCAGGAGCGUAUCGAGAAUCUCCAGGAAGGGUGGGAGCCUAUGCUGGAUUCGGUUCAGACUGUGUCGGAUAGUCUAGGCAUAGCCAAUGGGGUCAUUGCUACAUUGAAGGUGCGGCCAGAGCGGAUGGAGGCUGCUCUGGACAAAACGAUGCUAGCCACUGAUGUCGCAGAGUGGUUGGUGAGGAAGGGAUGUCCGUUCAGAGAGGCUCACCACAUCUCUGGACGCGUCGUUGCACAGUCUGAAAAGCUAGAAGUUUCGAUGGACAAGCUGACCCUUGAGCAACUGCAAGCCAUUGAUUCUCGGUUCACAGCAGACAUUGCGGAGGCAUUCGAAUAUGAAACGAGUGUCGAAGCGAAAACGUCUAAAGGCGGUACCAGUCGAUCAAGCGUGCUGGAGCAGAUCCAGGUACUCAGGGCUAUGUUAGAUUAG
This is a messenger RNA of Phialemonium atrogriseum, 1440 nucleotides long. RefSeq names its product putative argininosuccinate lyase. The record is from RefSeq and is a predicted model, not a curated record. Bases 1 to 1440 code for a protein of 479 amino acids. Lineage: Eukaryota; Fungi; Ascomycota; Sordariomycetes; Cephalothecales; Cephalothecaceae. The transcript is spliced from 5 exons. Gene Ontology annotation, molecular function: argininosuccinate lyase activity. Gene Ontology annotation, cellular component: cytosol.